AGUAAAGAAAAUAAAAAAAACAAACAAAUUGGUCCUGACCUUUCCCACCCACACUCAUAGAAGCAAUGUACGGGAGCCAAUUCGACGGCGGGGCCGCCUUCUCCGGCGGCGGCUUCAUGCCCUCUCAGACAACCCAGGCCGCGGAUCCCUCCUUCUCUUCCUCCAAGAAUCGUGAAAUCCAGUCGUUGCUUCCACUGACUGUGAAGCAGAUUAAAGAAGCUUUUUUGUUGAGUGAUGAUAAAUCUAAUUUUACUAUUGACGGUGUCGAUGUGAACAAUGUUACGCUUGUGGGAAUGGUAUGCAACAGAACUGGAAGAAUUACUGAUGUUACUUUCAUACUUGAUGAUGGGACUGGAAGGAUUGAGUGUAACAAAUGGGUUCAAGAAUUGGUAGACUCGAAUGAAGUGGAGGGAAUCUUGGAUGGAAUGUAUGUUCGCAUCCAUGGACACUUGAAAGGCUUUAUGGGAAAGCGGACCUUAAAUGUUUUCUCUAUAAGGCCCAUUACUGACUUUAACGAGAUUGCAAGCCACUUCAUUGAUUGUAUUUAUGUCCAUCUCUAUAAUACCAGGUUACGGAAACUACAAGGUGGUGUUACCACACAGCAGCAGAUGGCAAAUUCAACUAGUACACCUAUGAAGGGCUCCCCAGCUGCCCCACCACAUCAAUUCUCUGGUCAAUAUAAUGUAGGACAGAAGAACAUUGAACAAAUGGUCUUAGAUUUUUUGCAGCUGCCUUCAUCCAAUGCAGAUGAAAAGGGGGUACACUGUGAUGUUAUUGCCCGUCAGUUAAGAGUUUCAAUGGAUAAGCUCAUGUCAUCUAUUCAAAAUCUUGUAGAGGAAGGCUUGAUUUACUCCACAACCGAUGAUUUUCACUUUAAGUCAACUAUCAACGGUUGACAUCUCGUGUAUAAGCUUUUGAAAUGAGGACAGUCUUUGUCUCAGUUAGGUCUUCUUGUGAUCUCUCUGCUUUUAUUUUUACAUUCAUCUGCAUUUUGGAGAUGUGAGAUAAGAGGAUUUAAAUGUCAAGUGACAGUUUAGCAC
Messenger RNA from Corylus avellana, 1040 nucleotides. RefSeq names its product Replication protein A, subunit RPA32 (gene RPA32B). Gene Ontology annotation, molecular function: single-stranded DNA binding. Gene Ontology annotation, biological process: nucleotide-excision repair; double-strand break repair via homologous recombination; DNA replication. The record is from RefSeq and is a predicted model, not a curated record. Gene Ontology annotation, cellular component: nucleus; chromosome, telomeric region; DNA replication factor A complex. Lineage: Eukaryota; Viridiplantae; Streptophyta; Magnoliopsida; Fagales; Betulaceae.